CUCUGAGUCUGCUUUCAUCUCCAUCCAACUUGCCCUCGCACUAAAUGGACCAGCUCUAGGCAAGUCCAUGGCAUCAAACAUACAGGAGAUACGCUUCAGGCGGCCGGCUAGCCAGAAGCCCACGGCACCGACGAAGCCUAAGAAUCGGCACGCUGGCAUCCUACAAGACAAGCUGCGCAGGUCUCAAAAGGCACCAUGGUGCCCGAGCUUCUCAGUCGCGUUCAGGACUUUUCUCUUGAUCCGCGUCGCGGGAGCGAUGUAUUCUAAUAUCCAGGAUUGCGACGAAGUAUUCAACUUUUGGGAACCUCUGCACUAUCUGGACCGUGGAUACGGCUUCCAGACGUGGGAGACGUCACCUGUGUACGCUAUUCGUAGUUGGGCAUACAUCCUCCUCCACUCGCUGCCCACGCGGAUUGCGUUCACGCUGCUAGGCCCAGAAAAGAGACCGGCGUUCUUCGCCGUCAGGAUGUUCCUGGCCGCGAUCUCGUCGGUCUGUGAAGCUGCAUUGUACAGAGCGGUCGUCGACAAAUUGAACUACCGGGCCGGACGCUACCUUCUCUUCAUGCUGCUCUUCAGCGCAGGCAUGUGGACCGCCUCGACGGCGUUCCUGCCGUCGUCAUUUGCCAUGUACGCAAAUGCAAUUGCGUUCUCAUACGCGCUUGAGCCGUCUAGCAACAAGAACAUGCGCCGCACUAUGUUUAGUACUCUGGCGUUUGCCACAGGAGCUAUUGUUGGCUGGCCUUUUUCACUUGCCGUAGCCAUCCCGUUCGUCUUCGAGGAGCUAUUCUUGUACGGCACAGACAAGGUGACGUCCGAGAACAAGACGUCUUGGAUGAUUGCCCGCUGGCGGAGAAUGUUCACAUGCGCGGCCGUCGCUGCGUUGCUCUUCAUCCCAGUGGUCGCGCUCGACACCGUCUUCUAUGGAAAGCUCGUCAUCGUUCCCUGGAACAUCGUCAAGUACAACGUAUUCCCCGAUGAGGCGCGUGGACCUGGCCUCUACGGCACCGAGCCUGUCAAUUUCUAUCUCAGCAACCUUCUGCUGAACUUCAACGUCCUCGUGCCGCUGGCCCUGUUCUCGCUCCCGGCUCUGGCUGUCACGUAUGUAUACGACCGCAAACGUCUUGGCGAACGCACUAUCUACGUGGACCAGACGUCACCCUACAGGCUCAUGGUCGUGAGGCUUGCGCCGGCGUAUAUCUGGGCUACCGUCAUGUCAGCGCAGAGUCACAAAGAGGAGCGCUUCAUGUUCCCGAUAUACCCGCUUAUCUGUUUCAACGCGGCGGUGACGGUGUACCUGAUGCGCGGUUGGCUCGAGACGGCAUACAUCCAGUAUACGCGAUCACCGUAUAGGGCCUCCCGUGCUAUCAUUUUCAGUCGGUUCACGCUUUCGAUCAUUACAGCCUCUGGUGUGCUGUCUUUCUCGCACAUCAUGACGCACUGGAAGUACUAUCACGCACCGAUGUCCAUCUUCCACGCGCUCGAGGCAGACGAAAUACCUCGGAUCCUAAACACAACUGGUCAGAUCUUCAUCCCGCCGCCCUCUCCGAACCAGAGUCGUCUCGACGAAGAAGAGCGGAUUCCUCGCAUUGACCCUGCGCUGAUCAAGCAGUUGGGGCUGCACAUGUGUGUCGGCAAGGAGUGGUACCGUUUCCCUAGUCACUUCCUGGUGCCUGACGGCGUCCAAGUCAACUGGAUCAAGAGCGAGUUCGACGGCAUGCUCCCUGCCCACUUCGUCGAAACGAAGGCGGAAUGGGGUCUUCCUGCGCGUGUUCAAGGUACCCGGAUCGUUCCGUCCAGCCUCAACGAUCUCAACAAAGAAGCACCCGAGCUCUACGUGGACGUUGCUGAAUGCGAUUACCUCGUGGACCUCGAUUUCCCGUUGCAUCAUUCGGAAUCCGUGCGCGAGCCUCGCUACGUGCUCGACGAGGUGACCUGGGAGCGAGUGAAGUGCCUGCCAUUCCUGGAUGCACGUCACUCGUCGCUUCUGACGCGCACGCUGUGGAUGCCGGGGGCUCGCUGGCAGGAAGGGAACGAAUACGGCGACUAUUGUCUGCUGAAAAACCGAGAACGGGUGAAGAGGAUCGAGGUGGAGAUGACGGCGAGACGAGGUCUGUGAAGCGAUCAAAUUAUGUUAGACAGCGAAUAAUUGCCGAGUUUGCUUGUUAGCUGUGGCUUGGUAGCCGGUGCUACUUCGAUUGCGCAUGCAAUCCAUUGACCUUCGUCCGGUCUGACCGCGAAGCCGUGCAUCACGCCAUGGAUUCGAGCUCGCUCGCGAACAGCUGUGGGCAUAUGUGAAGCAGGCAGCACAUGAGACAGCUACGUCCGCGGGCAGCGCGCGGGCUUCCUGCAGAGAAGGUGCCGACCAGAGGAAGGUGUGUGUCACCGGAUUUGGCAGGUAGAUUCGCCCAGGAAAUCCGGCGAAAUCCCAAUCUGCGGGUUGCAUAUGCGUCGUGGCUGAAGUGGCUGUCGCCGGUGACGAGGGCCAUUCGAUUGGAAGUGUCUGCUUCCGCAGACUGAUGUGCCCCGUGCUGCGCUGCCCCUCUCGUCUGCCAGCGGCCGCUGCACCAGAUGCUGCUUCC
Rhodofomes roseus is the source of this 2579-nucleotide messenger RNA. RefSeq names its product glycosyltransferase family 22 protein. Gene Ontology annotation, cellular component: endoplasmic reticulum membrane. Bases 68 to 2116 code for a protein of 682 amino acids. Gene Ontology annotation, molecular function: alpha-1,2-mannosyltransferase activity. The record is from RefSeq and is a predicted model, not a curated record. Lineage: Eukaryota; Fungi; Basidiomycota; Agaricomycetes; Polyporales; Fomitopsidaceae. The transcript has 8 exons. Gene Ontology annotation, biological process: protein N-linked glycosylation.